CUUUGCCAAUAAUCUAGAUUCUUGUUUCUUCGACACCUGUUUCUAAAUUUGAUUCUCUCAUUUUUCUUCUUGUUUUCUCCUUCGAUUCUACCUGAAACCCAAGUUUCAGAUCCACCUGGUCUCGAGGAAAGUUCUACAAGAAAAUAUCUUUACUUGCCAGCUGAACCUGAUGUUUUGGGUAAUAUCUAUCUGGUUGACAGUAUUACACUAGCAAAAUAGUUCUUUGUUCCAAUUCUUGAAGAUGGACAGGGCAGAUACCUCUGGCUUUGUUAGUGGCGGAAGUUUAUUAUCUCUCAAGUUAUUCCAAUAAAUGCUUAUAGCUACAAGUUUGAUGUGCUAAGUCAUAGCUUUUUGGGAGUUCUCUUUCAAUCUAAAUCCUUUUGAUCUUCAUAUGAAUUUGAACGACGGUGUGGCUCAUCUCUCUUAUGCCACCGGCAUCAAUAAUCACGACAAUAUGGGUGACACUGCUCUUAGCCUGAAGUGCCUGUCUGACUCUCAAAACCAUUUUUGUUGUUCUGAUGUUUCUAAUUGCACUGAUGAUGGCUGCCGCUUGGUCCUUGGAUUAGGUCCAACAUCAGCUUCAUACUAUUUCAGCAACAAAGAAUAUGGUUCUGGAUUCACUCAAGAACUCGCAGCACCAGGUGAUUCAGUUCUGCAGCUUGGUCUUCCAGCUGUAAGCAUAGACACUCUCAGCGGACCGGAUUGUUCAUUUUCGACAUAUGCAGAUAUCAAUAACAGUAGACAAUGUGUGGUUCCUGUUGUAGAUGAGUGUUCUACUUCUGCAAAGAGAUCAGGUGGUUACAUGCCAUCACUUCUGUUAGAUCCAAGGUCGGAAAAUGACAGAAGUCCUUCAAAGAUCCAAGAACUUGACCAUUUUGGAACCGGCGUGCGUUAUGAUAAUUCACAAGUGAGCCUAGAGUCAUCACAAUACACAACGUUCUCUGUACAGCAGAGGACUUACAACCCGAGGAAGUGCAAAUUUAUGGGAUGUGUGAAGGUAGCUCGAGGAGCGUCAGGGCUCUGCAUCUGCCAUGGAGGAGGACAGAGAUGCCAAAAGCCAGGCUGCAACAAAGGUGCAGAGAGUAAAACCACUUUCUGCAAAACACAUGGUGGAGGGAAGAGAUGUGAACACUUGGGAUGCACGAAGAGCGCUGAAGGGAAAACAGAUUUCUGCAUAUCUCAUGGUGGUGGAAGACGCUGUGAGUUCAAUGAAGGAUGUGACAAAGCAGCUCGUGGAAAAUCUGGCCUCUGCAUCAAACACGGUGGUGGCAAAAGAUGUAACAUCGAAAGCUGUACAAGAAGUGCUGAAGGACAAGUUGGUCUUUGUAUAUCCCAUGGUGGUGGGAAACGUUGUCAGUUUUUCUCAGGUUGUAAUAAAGGAGCUCAAGGAAGUACUAACUACUGCAAAGCUCAUGGAGGUGGAAAACGCUGUAUAUUUUCAGGGUGUAGCAAAGGAGCAGAAGGGAGUACUCCUCUGUGUAAAGCACACGGUGGUGGGAAACGCUGUCUCUCUGAUGGAGGUGGGAUUUGCUCUAAAAGCGUACAUGGUGGGACUAACUUCUGUGUUGCUCAUGGUGGUGGGAAAAGAUGUGCAGUGGCUGAGUGUACCAAGAGUGCGCGUGGUCGAACGGACUGUUGUGUCAAGCACGGUGGUGGGAAACGGUGUAUGAUUGAUGAGUGUGAGAAGAGUGCUCAAGGUAGUACUGAUUUCUGCAAAGCUCAUGGUGGUGGCAAACGAUGUUCUUGGGGAGAUGGGAAAUGCGAGAAGUUCGCUAGAGGGAAGAGCGGUUUCUGCGCUAAGCAUAAUAGUGUUAUGUCUCGGGAGAAAGAAGAAGAUGGAAGUAAGAGCGGUUUGAUUGGACCUGGACUCUUUCGUGGCCUUGCUGUUGGCUCUGCCUCUGAUCAGUCUCAGUCUGGAGUUAGCGCCGUCUCUGAGUGUACUGAUUCUGUUGAUGGAGUACGGUUUGAGAAGAGGCAGAAGAAGGAGAUGAUGAUACCGAUGCAGGUUCUUGUACCUUCGUCAAUGAAAUCUCCAAGUAAUUCACAUGAAGGAGAAACAAACAUCUUUGACUUUAUGAUUCCGGAGGAGAGAGUUCACGGCGGCGGGCUAGUGAUGUCUUUACUUGGUGGCAACCUGAAACAUCCCUCCAUUGAUGGAAUCUGAAAGACUUAUGUUUUGGUAAGUAUCACCUUUUCAGCACAAACCUUUGUAAAGCUGUAAAUGUGUUUAGAAACUGUGGGGAUCGAUCAUUUGUACAUUUCAUGGGAUGUUUUGGUUUUUUGUUCGUAACCGGUUAUGUUGCCCUUUGUUUGUUAUCUAAACCGAUGACUCAGAACACAAGUCUUGUUUCUAGAUUAUUUGUUGGACAUUAUGUAAACUGGAGCUUCCUGGAU
Messenger RNA from Eutrema salsugineum, 2394 nucleotides. RefSeq lists its product as uncharacterized. Lineage: Eukaryota; Viridiplantae; Streptophyta; Magnoliopsida; Brassicales; Brassicaceae. The coding region runs from base 392 to 2164 and encodes 590 amino acids. The transcript is spliced from 2 exons. The record is from RefSeq and is a predicted model, not a curated record.